AUGCCGAGGGAGCUAUCUGCCAACCCCAUGUGGCAGCAAGUCACAAUCUGGGUAACUGGCAAUGAGGACGAGACUGUGGGUGCAGUGCAUAUCCCCAUACAAGGCCCCGGAGCUGCAAAUGGCUUACUAACUUCCUCUCCCAGACCACUCAUCUCCCUGGAAGGAGCCCCCGCUUGCUGGCAGUCUGUGGCACUGCUGUGUACCGCGGCGGCCAGGUCUGGAGGUAACUGGCAAUACUGGUAUGCGAAGUCCCAGCACUGGGCCAAGAAACCCCCUGGGCCUGCAGGCAAGGGCCCGGGCGGCGCGGACGACGAGGGCCCAGUGAGGUGCAAAGGGAAGGUCACGGUCAAGUACGACCGCAAGGAGCUACGGAAUCGCCUCAACCUAGAGGAGUGGAUCCUGGAGCAGCUCACUCGCCUCUACGACUGCCAGGAAGAGGAGAUCCCGGAGUUGGAGAUUGAUGUGGACGAACUCCUGGACAUGGAGAGUGAUGAUACCCAGGCUGCCAGGGUCAAGGAGCUGCUGGUUGACUGUUACAAACCCACUGAGGCCUUCAUCUCUGGCCUGCUGGACAAGAUCCAGGGCAUGCAGAAGUUGAGCACACCUCAGAAGAAGUAAGGGUCCUGGACCCAGGUGAACGGUAGCUCCCACAGGACAAUCGCUGCCUCCCGACCUCGUAGCAACAG
Zalophus californianus (California sea lion) is the source of this 686-nucleotide messenger RNA. Its product is annotated as protein phosphatase 1 regulatory subunit 14B-like. The record is from RefSeq and is a predicted model, not a curated record. Lineage: Eukaryota; Metazoa; Chordata; Mammalia; Carnivora; Otariidae. Gene Ontology annotation, molecular function: protein serine/threonine phosphatase inhibitor activity. Gene Ontology annotation, cellular component: cytoplasm. The coding region runs from base 1 to 618 and encodes 205 amino acids. The transcript is spliced from 3 exons. Gene Ontology annotation, biological process: regulation of phosphorylation; innate immune response.